UCCUCUCCUUUUCCAGCUUGCUUGUUUAUGUCACUAGCUUUUCAUCAGAGUAAUAUCCACUCUGGCUCUGUGCUGAGCACAGUGGGUCCUGCUCUUGGCUGGGGCUUCUAGUCACCACUACAGACACGAUUCUCUCUUUUCGCCUGUCUCCUCCCUCUUCGUCGAAGCUCCAGUCCUUGUGAGAACCUGCAAAGAGACGCUGUCUUCUAUGGCUUCAGGAUCCCAGCAAGAAAUGGGAGUCUGAUGGAUUGUAAAUGCACCUGCUUUGUUUAAAACCCAGCCAAACAGAGGUGAGCCUUAAGGAGACUGUAGCUCCUGAAUGUGGGACCUUCCCCUGUGAUUAGAAGAAAGCCAUGGGAAAAGACAAGAAAGAAAAGGCCAUCUUCCUGAGGAAAAAGAUAACUUUGUUACGGGCUUUCUCACUGCUCAUCGGCAGCAUGGUUGGCAGUGGCAUCUUCAUUUCUCCCAAAGGAGUCCUGAAAAACUCCGGCAGCGUGGGAUUCUCCCUGCUCGUCUGGUUUUCCUGUGGGCUCCUUUCCAUGUUUGGUGCCUUGUGUUAUGCAGAACUUGGAACAAGAAUCACCAAGUCUGGUGGACAUUAUAUCUACAUUUUGGAGACACUAGGGCCUCUGCCAAGCUUCUUAUUCCUGUGGGCAGAAUUUUUUGCUAUCAGGCCUGCCAACAGUGCUGUGAUUUCCCUGGCAUUUGGACGCUACAUGCUGGAGCCCUUUUUCGCCCCCUGUGCUGCCCCUGUCCCUGCAGUGAAGCUCGUUUCUCUCCUGGGCUACUACACGGUCCUCACCCUCAAUUCCUGGAGUGUCACCUGGAGUGCGCGACUGCAGACAGUUCUCUCCGUUGUCAAACUCCUGGCUCUUGCACUCAUCAUCGUGCCAGGGAUGAUGCUGCUGGCCCAGGGCCACACCGAGAACUUCCAGGAUGCUUUUGACAGACAGUCGCUGGUUCUGGACAAGCUCCCCCUGGCUUUCUAUGCAGGCAUGUUCGCAUACUCCGGCUGGUUUCAGACCAGCUUUGUGCGUGAGGAGUUGGUCAAACCUGAACGAAAUAUCCCCCUGGCUGUCAUCGUGUCUGUGAUCAUGGUAAUUGUGGGAUACAUGCUCACCAACGUCUCCUAUUACACAGUCCUGGGAACAGAAGAUGUUAUGGCUUCUCCUGCUGUGGCUGUGAGCUUUGUGCAGCGAGCCUUUAAAAGCCUGAUCUCCGUGGUCCCCAUCCUUGUCGCACUGUCCUGCUUUGGAACCAUGAAUGGAGGAAUCUUCACAUUUUCAAGGACUCUGUUUGUGGCUUCCAGGGAAGGGCAGUGGCCUCCUCUCUUCUCCAUGAUCCACAUUAGAAGGCAUACCCCCCUUCCUGCUGUCAUAUUAAUGUUCCCUUUGGUCACUGCCAUGGUGUGCAUCGGAGACAUCUACCAUCUGCUGAACUUCUUCAGCUUUUCCCGAUGGCUCUUCAUAGGAUUAGCCACCCUUGGGCUCAUCGUCCAUCGCCACCGUCACCCGGAGCUCCACAGCCCCUUCAAGGUUCCCCUGUUUGUUCCUGUCUUUUUUACCAUCAUCUGCCUCUUCACAGUGGCAAUGUCUUUCUAUUCAGACCCUGUGAACAUUAGCAUUGGAUGCACCAUAGUUUUGAGUGGUUUUCCAGUCUACUACCUCAUAAUUCACAGGCAGAUGUCAGACCGCUGCCGCAACCUGUUUUAUUAUCUUACACACAAACUGCAGUUACUGCUGGAAGUUGUCCAACAAGAAAUCAAGACUUACUGAGAAAACCAUCAAAACUCACAGAAGACAAUAAAAAUCUACUUACGCCAUUUUUGGCACCUUUGAUCCUAUCUAAAGCAGGCCAUGUUUUUAUUCUUUUUAGUCAGUGCAACUGAGGAUGACUGAGCCAAAACCUUGCUGCAAGUGUUCCCAAGCUUGUCAACUGGGAUCUGUUCCUGCCCUUUUAUUUUUUUCAGAAGAGCAAACUAGUUCUCUGAAAUGAGCUUGCUUUGCCUGCAGAGUGUCUUUGAAACCAAGAUCCUAAUUUUGCAGCCUAGCCUAGUCCUGAGAAAAAUGGUGUGUGUAUGUGUGUACAGAGACAGUACUUUGUUCUCCUGGCUUAGCAAAUAGAGGAAGUGGGCAUGUUGCAAAACUUGGAAUCCAAUACAUGGAAGGCAAAUGCAAGUUUCAAACAGAACCACUAUAGCAGCCUUGUUGUGGGGAAGGGUUGGGGAGAGCUAAUUAGAGAUAAGGCAGAUGAAUUGAAAAGAAGAAUGCAGGGAGAUAAAAUUUUAUCCACCAGAAAGAGCAGAUUGAACUAAUGAGAAGAUAUUUGAAAUUCAAGUAUUAACAAAGCAAAGUCAGAAUGUUUUGCUUGGAUUUUUGUAUAAGCAGAAUGAGUUUUAUAGCUUUGAAAUAAUCUUUCAACUUUGAAUUUUACUUUUCUGAAAUUACAUUUUAAACUGUGCAAAUGCAUUUUUAAAACAAUUAGUUAAAUAUCAACCAGAAUAUGACAGGAGAGAUCUUGGUCCCUCCCCCAGCUUCCCAGACCCACUUCUCACCAGUGAAGUUGAAAACUCAGAAUCUGGCCUAGCUCUAGUGAACUACAAUUCCUCCUAUAAUUAGACAGGACCACUGACGAGACUUGGGCUGAUUCCUGAAUAAAUGCAUCUUCUGGUGCUGUAAGAAGACAUGAACAACUUCACAUCCAAGCUUUAACUUGCCAGUUGUGCAUGACUUGCUAAUUUAAUCCAUAACCACUCAUUUGAACUAAUGGCACACGAAAGGUUUCCAUUAUUGGAUUACUUUGGUUUACAUUAUUAAUGUGGCAAUGUUAUGUCCAGAUAAUACAGCAAUUAGCUAUUUACAAUCAUGUAAUUGUUAAUCAGUUCCUAAAAGAUGGGAAGUAGCAUGCUGAGACUCCGCUAAUGACUGCUGGAAAGAGGAACAGCAGAAUGUGGAGCAUUUUUUAAUCUUUGUAUCAAACAUUUAUGUACUUAAAAUAAAAACAAAGUACCAUUUACAAAUCCAA
Molecule: messenger RNA, 3024 nt
Organism: Lonchura striata (white-rumped munia)
Lineage: Eukaryota; Metazoa; Chordata; Aves; Passeriformes; Estrildidae
Source: RefSeq, a predicted model, not a curated record